Molecule: messenger RNA, 3025 nt
Organism: Hypomesus transpacificus
Lineage: Eukaryota; Metazoa; Chordata; Actinopteri; Osmeriformes; Osmeridae
Gene: znf740b
Product: zinc finger protein 740b
Exons: 7
Coding region: 201-1109 (302 amino acids)
Biological process (GO): regulation of transcription by RNA polymerase II
Cellular component (GO): nucleus
Molecular function (GO): RNA polymerase II cis-regulatory region sequence-specific DNA binding; DNA-binding transcription factor activity, RNA polymerase II-specific
Source: RefSeq, a predicted model, not a curated record
CCCGGGGAACACUUCCGGUAGCGUUUCCUGUGUUUGUAAACUGAGAAAAAUUGGAAGUGCGACAAGAAAUAUUAUUCUGCGAAACUUGGAAAGACGAAAGGCUUUGGGCCCUGAUGAUUUGGGUGGGUGUGGUCUCUUCCAGUACCUUUCAUCCUGAGUGAAGUCCCCCCUCUGUUCCCCCAAAACACACCCAUUCAACGAUGACACACCAUCCCAACAACACAGUGCGAGACCAUAUGAAAUGGGCUGGGCUGCUGGGCUGUGAGGCGGUGCUGUCCAGCAUGGCACUGAUGCAGGCCAACAACAUGACAGGCCAGAAGAAGAUGAUGUCACCACUGGGCCAGGGACACGGCCAGGCCCAGAGGAGCAGCCAGGAGAGCCUCCAGUCCCACCACAGCCAGUCCCACUCCCAUCCCCACCACCACCACCACAGUCACCAGGGCCAUGGCGGGCACCACGGGCACCAGGCGCACCACAGCCACAUGGUCCUGCCCUCAGGGGUGAGCUGCCCGCCCCUGUUAAUCCGCAAGGAUGGAGAGUUCCACUCGUCCCGGCUGCUGGAGGAAAAGGACAUGCGGGCAAGCCAGAAUAUGCAACCCAAGAAGAAGCACCGGAAAUCAGGGACGCCCAACAAAGUGAGAGAGAAAGUAGAGGCCUCACCGUGUCCGGGAACACCCCCCUGUGUGUCCCAGCAGGUGGAGAUGGACAUCGAUGGAGACAACUCCCUCAAGGUGCAGAAGAACUUCAUCUGCGAGCACUGCUACGGUGCAUUCCGAAGUAGCUACCACCUCAAGCGGCACAUGCUCACCCACACAGGUGAGAAGCCGUUUGGGUGUGACGUGUGCGACAUGCGGUUUAUCCAGCGCUAUCACCUGGACCGGCACAAGAGGGUCCACAGUGGAGAGAAGCCCUACCAGUGUGACCGCUGCCAACAAAACUUCUCGAGAACGGACCGCCUCCUGAGGCACAGGCGCCUGUGUUCGGUGGGAGGCGUGGCCAAGGAGGAGGGCCAAGCGUGCUGCGAGGGACGCUCGUACUCCCAGGACCCUCCCUCUCACACGGCCACGUGGAGCCCCCUACAGCCCCCCAGCAACCGCCUGACCGUAUGAACGUUACCCCCCCCUCCCUCCCUCCCAGGCCUCCCCCGUCCUCCCUUUAGAGAAACCCCACACUCACACAAGACGGCAGCCUGACUUGGCUUGCCGCUCAGUGCUGCCACGCGCUGGAGCACUCCAGUACUGCAGCAUCGGCCAGCCACGAGCCAGCUAAGACGUGACAAAACAAACAUUUUAAUUUGUUCUCUCACCAGCUCAUAUCCUGAGAUUGGGAUAGUGAAUUAUUUUGUACUCGUUUUAUUAUUGUUUUUUGUAAUUGUUCCAUAACGUCUUGAAUCUGGUACUGACAGAACACGGAUGUCAGAGAGGAUGGUGGGCUUAAAGUAGGCUAUGUGUCUUCUUACCAAGGCAAUAACUGAUUAACAGACACAAGAAGCCUCAUCCCCAGAGAGGUGUUGUGGACCACUUGUAAGUGAGGAUCCUCAUUGUGAGGUGGGUAGUGUGUGGUGGGAUCCACAGGCCCCCUUCCAGUUGGCUUUUCCCAUCUAUUCACCAUUGGGCAAUACUGAACAGUAACCUGGAAUGAGAACUCUGGUGUCUGCCACUUCCUAUGGACAGGAAUGUGUGAAUGGCAAUCUGAGAACACCUGAAUCUUUGUGGCCUUCGCCAGCGCCCAUCCACCAUCAAGUUGGUUUUUAAUGAGACUCUACUGAUAGCAUACUAGUUAGUUUUCCUACUUGUUUUAGUGAAUGGUUUGACAAUACUAGUUCACUAGUCAGUGAACAGAUAUAGUGACUAGCCGAUCCUGCCUUGAUGUAGUAAUGAUCAUUCGAGAAUGGGGUCAUUUGUUCUGUCGUUUGUCCACACAUCCAUCCAGCCCUACUUUUGUGUUCGCUUAAAGAAUGUUAAAGAUUAACUUAACUUUCUACACAAGAUAAGACACUGGUCGGUUAAAAAAGAAAAAGUUGUUAAACACUGGUCAGUGCCGAUGUUUACUUCUAAAACCUCUCCUUGUUGUCGUUUCAGAUAACAGACUUUGUCUUUUCAAUUAAUUUACAGUUUUGCUCCCAGAAGAUUUUUGUAUUUUAUAGUAUUAUGUUAAUUGUUUUAUUUUGUCAUGUUUUUUUCUUCUUUUUUGAGUUCUAAUUGUGUGUCAGCCUGUAUGGAAACCCUUGGUAUUGUCCCCCUCACCCUAUCACUCAGUGUUACAGUAUUCUGAUAAGCUGGUCCAAUGUCACCUAUCUGUCAUGUGUCUGUCGUCCCAUAGCGGGAGGACAAACCUGUCAGCGUGGACCCAUUCUGAGUCUGGUCUAUUAACUGGACCACGCCAUAUUCUGUCUGUUACUUUAUUCCUGGCAUCUUCAGUGAAGAUGACUAUGUUGACCUAGUGGGAAAGGAAACCCAGGGAUUCUUUCAAACCCCGUUGUGAAAGUUCUCUGUAAACACUGGAAUGACAAAGCCCAAACCUAGAGGACACUUGUCAGUUUCAACAGAUGUUCUCUGCGUAGACGGGACUGGUUUGGUAGACCAGGCGUAUUAUAGUCAGACUCUUAGUUGCAGUAUAUCAAAGCAGUUUUGGACCUUUCAGUGAGACUUCAUACAGUUUCCCUAACGCCGAUUUGAAGUUAAUAUAUAUAUAUUUUAAAGUGUAUUAGGAGUAGAGGCAGCGCUGCCACUAGUGCCCGUCUAGUAGCAGUCAUGAUUAGUUAUUUUUUUAUCAUUUGUUUUUUGCAUGCAUUUGUGAUCCCCCAGAUAACUGAAGUAAGGGAUUUUAUAUUCAUUUUGUUUUUGGUUAAGAGAGUAAGAAUGUUUUUUGAUAAAGAUAACAUUUGUUUUUGGAAAAGAAGAUCUUUGUUAUAACCGUGUUUCUAGUCCUAUCACAGGUAAAGUCCAUUUUGACCCAGUAAGGCAUAAUGUAGUUAAUGGAAAGUUAGGGCCUCAAGCUUGAAUAAAGAUGUUUCUCUUUUUAA